Tachysurus fulvidraco (yellow catfish) is the source of this 1398-nucleotide messenger RNA. Its product is annotated as tumor necrosis factor receptor superfamily member 10C-like. Gene Ontology annotation, molecular function: protein binding. The coding region runs from base 144 to 917 and encodes 257 amino acids. The transcript has 4 exons. The record is from RefSeq and is a predicted model, not a curated record. Lineage: Eukaryota; Metazoa; Chordata; Actinopteri; Siluriformes; Bagridae.
UGUGUGUGCGUUAAGUAUUAUUUAAUCUCACGUUUUCCUGGAAAGGUCCGUGGUGACGCAUUCAGAGCGUAUUAUAAAGAGGCAGGAGAUCCUCCGCAUUGACAAGAGCUUUGGGGAGAGACACGCGCACACUGCACGCAACUAUGGAAACCGUAGAGAUUAUCCUCACAAUGUUGGUGAUAUACAGCAGCACAGUGUCAUUUGUGCUCUCUCAAAACGAGACCACGUAUUUGCGAGAGAUUUCCCCUGGAAAGACAGUUUUGUGUAAACGCUGCCCUCCAGGAUACCGUCUACAGGAGCACUGCACGGAGAAGACGCAAACCGUGUGCAAGCCGUGUACUGUAGGAUAUUACACAGAGGUCUGGAACUACAUCUAUGAGUGUCUACCUUGCUCAUGGUGCCGGUCAAGUCAGUUCGAGGUACAGAAGUGCACGAGUACGACUAACCGCAAGUGUGGGUGCAAGGAAGGCUUUUAUCUCUACACCUCGGACAUCUGCCGGCAACAUACUGUGUGUCCAAAAGGACGCGCUGUCAUACAAAAAGGCACUCCAUUCAAAGAUACAGUGUGUGAGCUUUGCAAUUCAGAUGAGAGGCUUCUGCAUCGUGGCAUUAAUCAAAACGUGUGUGUUAGCUGCAGCAGUAUCGCAAACGAAGGUUGGGUUAAAUUCAUCAUCCAGCCCUUUAUAGAAAUCUUCAAGAAUCACAGUACACGAAAGUUACAGCGCUUCAUUGGAAACUUAACAAAUUCAUUGGACGAAUGUUCAUCCAAUAAGGAUUCCUGUUUCCAGAAGCUGGAGCAGUGGUUUAGUAAAUCUACAGAGGAGGAGGUCAUCAACCUUCCCAAACUGAUGCAGCAGUUCAAUAUAACAGUCUUAACCUGUCCACUAAAAUCGAGAAGAGACUUAAGACGAUCCUAGAUGAAGUCAAUAUGUGCAGAAACAAGUUCCUCUGUUCUGUUUUUUUUAAGUUCACAUUUUAUUUCAUUGCUCUUAUAUUUAUGAUUAAAUUUGUCAAAACUUGAAGUGAAACCCACUGCAAGAUUAAUGCAUGAGAUGUUAACAGUCUUAUAAAAGAAAAAUCAGAAAUAGAAAAAUUACUCUGAAAAUGUUUUUUAAUGUGCUUUUUAUUCUGUGUUUUAGGACUUUGUUUAAUAUUUAUGUCUUUUUUUUUUGGUUUGGUUGUAAAAUGUCUGUACAUUAAAAACAUUUUUAGGUGCCCUUAAGGUAGUGCCUCACUUUUUUCAUUAUGUUGUACAUAUAAAGCAAGUAAGUAGCUAAUAUGAUUAGUGCUUUGUACUGUAUCACUAAUAUAUUAUUUUUUUCAACAAUACCAUGAAUAAUACAUUGCCAGACUGCCUCAUGCAACAUUAUUACCUCGUCGUGUUUUUUUUUUCUUUUU